Molecule: messenger RNA, 2555 nt
Organism: Cheilinus undulatus (humphead wrasse)
Lineage: Eukaryota; Metazoa; Chordata; Actinopteri; Labriformes; Labridae
Gene: dclk1a
Product: doublecortin-like kinase 1a
Exons: 17
Coding region: 247-2409 (720 amino acids)
Biological process (GO): protein phosphorylation; intracellular signal transduction
Molecular function (GO): ATP binding; protein kinase activity
Source: RefSeq, a predicted model, not a curated record
CACACGCGCGCACGGACACACAUAGUGGUUGUAAAGCACAUCAACCGGACAACAAAGGGUCCACACUGAAGGGGUGCUCACUGCAGCCAGGACAGGAUUACAGCAUCCAGUGCCAGCGUCAAGCUUACUGAACUCUUUCUUUUUCGACUCGGAAAUAAAGCGUCAGUCAGACUGGAGGUGACCGUCAAAGAAGCGUUAAUCGCUCGCGUGGAUAGUACAGCGGUGCUUGUGAGCCUCGGCAGCGAGAUGGAGAUGGAGCAUUUCGACGACAGGGACAAAGGUCAGAGACACGGCCGCUCCAGUGCGAAGAUGAACGGAGUGCCGAGCCCCACACACAGCGCUCACUGCAGCUUGUAUCGGACCCGGACCCUGAAGACUCUUACGGCGGAGAAAAGAGCCAAGAAGGUCCGCUUCUACCGCAAUGGAGACCGGUACUUCAAUGGGAUAGUGUACGCCAUCUCCACAGACAGGUUCCGGACCUUUGACGCCCUGUUGGCAGAUCUGACCCGCUCUCUGUCUGACAAUGUCAACCUGCCCCAGGGCGUCCGGACCAUCUACACCCUGGAUGGUACUAAGAAGAUCACAGCUAUAGACCAGCUGGUAGAAGGUGACAGCUAUGUGUGCAGCUCCAUUGAAGCCUAUAAAAAGUUGGAUUACACAAAAAAUGUCAACCCCAACUGGUCGGUGAAUGUCAAGGCGUCCUCUCGCGGGCCUCCUUCCCUGGGCAGCACUAAGGCUGGUGCCUCAGAGAGCCGCGAAAACAAGGACUUCAUCCGUCCAAAGCUUGUGACUGUGGUGCGGAGCGGUGUGAAGCCCCGAAAAGCUGUGAGGAUCCUGCUGAACAAGAAAACAGCCCAUUCCUACGAGCAAGUCCUGACUGACAUCACUGAUGCCAUCAAGCUCGACUCCGGAGUGGUGAAGAAGAUCUACACACUGGAGGGCAAACUGGUGUCAUGUCUGCAGGACUUCUUCGGCGAUGAGGACAUUUUCGUGGCGUGUGGACCUGAGAAGUUACGUUACCAGGAUGAUUUGAUGCUGGAUGAAAGUGAGUGUCGUGUGGUGAGGUCGGUAAACUACGGGAAGAUGUCUGGAUCCCUCUGCCGAAGCUCCCCCAGGACCAUCGUCCAAUCACGACGCAGCAAGUCCCCUGUAUCUGUGAACGGGACGCCGGCCAGCCAGCUCUCCACUCCUCAUUCGGGAAAAUCUCCCAGCCCCUCCCCAACCAGCCCGGGCAGCCUCAGCAAACGCCGGGGAUCCCAGGGUUCUUCCACCUCUCUGUCUUCCACUAAAGGCUCCAGCACUGUGGAAGAUGGGGAUGGAGUUGUCAGUGAAGCUGAGGUUGUAGUCGAUGAGGUUCCAGCUGUGCCAUCCUAUAUAUCAGACCGCUACAAAGUCGGGCGAAUGUUAGGUGAUGGGAACUUCGCAGUGGUUCGAGAAUGUGUGGAGCACUCCACAGGACGAGAGUACGCCCUGAAGAUCAUCAACAAGGGGAAAUGUAGAGGCAAGGAGCACAUGAUCCAGAACGAGGUAGCCAUUCUUCGCAGAGUCAAACAUCCAAAUAUCGUCCUGCUCAUCGAGGAGGUGGACACUUACAAUGAGCUCUAUCUGGUGAUGGAGCUAGUCAAGGGUGGAGAUCUAUUCGACGCCAUCACCUCUGCCAACAGAUACACAGAGAGAGACGCCAGCGGCAUGCUCUAUAACCUAGCCAACGCCAUCAAAUACCUCCACAGCCUCAACAUUGUGCACAGAGACAUCAAACCAGAAAACCUGCUGGUCUAUGAGCAUGCAGACGGCAGCAAAAGCCUGAAACUGGGAGACUUUGGUUUGGCGACUGUGGUAGACGGACCUCUCUACACGGUCUGUGGGACCCCGACUUAUGUAGCACCUGAAAUUAUCGCAGAAACAGGGUAUGGCCUUAAGGUUGACAUCUGGGCAGCUGGAGUCAUCACUUAUAUCCUACUGUGUGGUUUCCCGCCUUUCAGAGGGAGCAAUGACGAUCAAGAAGUGCUUUUUGAUCAAAUCCUCAUGGGACAGCUAGAAUUUCCUCUACCAUACUGGGACAACGUGUCAGAGACAGCAAAGGAACUGAUUCGAUCCAUGCUGGAGGUGGAGGUGGAUCAGAGAUACUCUGCCCUCCAGGUGUUAGAGCACCCUUGGGUCACUGAUGAGGGUGUAUGUGAGAAUGAUCACCAGUUGUCUGUAGCAGGAAAGAUAAAGAAACACUUCAACACCAGCCCGAAAGUCAACGACACCACUGCAGGAGUGUCGGUCAUUUCUUUGGAUGACAGCUUUUCUAUGCAGAGAUCUGGGUCGUUGGAUUUCUACCAGCACCCUGCCAUGUACUGGAUAAGGCCACCCCUUUUGAUAAGGAGGGGCAGGUUCUCAGACGAGGACGCCACCCGGAUGUGACUCCCCUGCCUUUGCAGACAAUGGCGACGGUGACGACAGAAAGAACAUCAACAACAACAACACUCCGGGCGGAGCCUCCUAGCUGUCUCCCCGGCCUGCCCCCUCUCACCCCUGACACCAUCUCCGACCCUACCCCGAACCACAGC